AGGAGGAGGAGGAGGAGGAGGGGAAGGCAGGAAGGAGGAGAGAGGAGGGGAAAAAAAGGCACCGCGGCAGAGGCGCCGGCAGCGCGGAGAAGGGUCGGCGGCCGGCGGGCACCCCCGCACCCAUCAGCCGGAUCAAGACUCCGUGUGGAUUAAAACCACUGGGAAGAAGGAGGAAAAAAACCCAAACCAAAACCAACCAAAAACCAAAAAAAAAAACCCGCCCCGAAACCCCGCAUCAGGACGACCUGGGCUUUAAAAAAGGGAUACAACACUCUGGAUGCGCUCGUCCGCCUCUUUUGUGACAGAUGCUUAAACCGACGUCCAGACCUUAGGGUUGGUUUUUAAAAUUUAUUAAUUUUUUAAUAAUUUUUUUUUUUUUUUUUAUAAAUAAGACGCCGGUUUGGCUCGCGUUUUUCAGUUUCGCCUCCCGAUUCUGCCGUGCGCCGCAUCCCUGCCCCCGCGCCCCUUCCCCGGCGUGGCGGGUUGAUGGGCGCCGCGGCCCCCGGGCGCCCGAGGCUCCCCCGCGUCUCGGGCCGCGCUCCGCACCCGCGCAGGGCGGCGCGGCGCCGGCAGCCCCCGCCCGCCUCCCCCCGCGCCGGGCGCCGCGGGCUCUAGACGGGGAUUUUUUUUUUUUUUUUAAAUUUUAUUUUUUCUUCGCUUUUUUGGGCAAAGCCGGAGCGAGCGGCGGCUCUUACCCUUCCCCCUUCCCUCCCCCCCGGCACCUCCUCCCUUUAUUUUUUUCUUUUUUUUUUUUUUUCCCCUCCGUCCUUUAAAUUUUAUUUUUUUUUUGGGGGGUGCAAUUUUUUUAAUUUUAAUUUUCUCGCAGCGGGCGGAGGCGCGGCCGGCGCAUCCCCCCGCGGGAGGCGGCGGGACCCGCGGCCCCAGCGCGGAGACUGGCGCAUGCCACGACCCGCCUCGGCCCCGCUGCCCCCCGCCGCUGCCCCCCGCCGCCGCCGCACCCCGGCUGCCGGCCCCUUCAUGCUCGGCGGACGACAUGCCCGUUUUGUAGCCGGGGGCCCCUCCUCUCGUCCCGCAUGUUCAGGACCAAACGCUCGGUGCUCGUCCGGCGGCUCUGGCGGAGCCGCGCGCCCGGCGGCGAGGAGGAGGAGGAGGCGGCGGCGGGCGAGCCCGGCGCGGCGGCGGCGGGGGCCGAGCCCCGGGCGCACCUGGGCGGGGGUCGCGGGUGCUGCCCGGGCAAGGCGGCCCGCGGCGGGCGGGCGGCGGCGGGCGCGGAGGCGGAACUGAAGGCGCUGACCCACGCCGUGCUGAAGCGGCUGAAGGAGCGGCAGCUGGAGGGGCUGCUGCACGCCGUGGAGUCCCGCGGCGGGGCGCGGACCCCCUGCCUGCUGCUGCCCGCCAAGGCCGACUCGCGGCUGGGGCAGCACUGGUACCCGCUGCCGGUGCUGCUCUGCAAGGUGUUCCGCUGGCCCGACCUCCGCCACUGCUCAGAAGUGAAGCGGUUAUGUUGCUGUGAAUCCUACGGCAAGGCUCACCCCGAGCUCGUCUGCUGCAACCCGCACCACCUCAGCCGGCUCUGCGAGCUAGAGUCUCCCCCUCCACCCUACUCCAGAUAUCCAAUGGAUUUUCUCAAACCAACUGCAGAUUGUCCAGACUCUGUGCCUUCCUCCACUGAAACAGGGGGAACUAAUUGUCUAGCCCCUGGGGGGCUUUCAGAUUCUCAAGUUCUUCAGGAGCCAGGGGAUAGGUCACACUGGUGUGUGGUGGCAUACUGGGAAGAGAAGACGCGCGUGGGUCGGCUGUACUCUGUCCAAGAGCCCUCCCUGGAUAUCUUCUAUGAUCUACCUCAGGGGAAUGGUUUCUGCCUCGGACAGCUCAACUCAGACAACAAAAGCCAACUGGUGCAGAAGGUCCGCAGCAAGAUCGGCUAUGGCAUCCAGCUCACCAAGGAAGUGGACGGCGUGUGGGUGUACAACCGCAGCAGUUACCCCAUCUUCAUCAAGUCGGCCACACUGGACAACCCCGACUCCAGGACGUUGCUGGUUCACAAAGUGUUUCCGGGUUUUUCCAUCAAGGCUUUUGACUACGAGAAGGCGUACAGCCUGCAGAGACCCAACGACCACGAGUUCAUGCAGCAGCCGUGGACCGGAUUUACCGUUCAGAUCAGCUUUGUGAAAGGCUGGGGCCAGUGCUACACGAGACAGUUCAUCAGCAGUUGCCCGUGCUGGUUGGAGGUUAUUUUUAAUAACCGAUGACUCGAGACAGUGUGGACUCAUGACAUUUAUACUACUUUGCUGCUACUAUUUCCUUCUGAGUGCUUGCUUUUCAUGCAAACUUUUUGGUUUUGUUUUGUUUUUUGUUUGUUACCCCUCUCUUCGUUUUGAGAAAUAGCUUAUGGAAAGAUAUUUUUUUUUUUUUCUCGCCUUGGGGGUAUUUUGAUAAAUAUAUCUAUUUUUUAGAAGUGUGAAUGACCAAUGACUCAGAAGGGUGAGAGAAGGGUGCAAGGGGGAUAUCUAGAAUCACAUAAGAUAAUUAUUUCACACCUUUGAAGGGGAUCGACGGAUUUGAAAGCCACUUGCUCUAUGUUACAGCUCCUUCUCUUGGACAAAUCAACAAGAUACCUGUAUUUUUUACGCACCACCUUCCCAACCCUGGUGACGGUGACACCGAGAUCCCUUCCCCAGCGGUGCUAACCCUGCGUUGCCGCCGGAGGAUGGUGCAAAACUUUCCCAACCGGGUCUUUUACCGACCCUUUUGAAUUUUUAUUGUAUUUUUCUUGUUGCUGGGUUUGUGUCUUGUCACUGUGUUCAUCCUUCCACUGCUUUUUCCGUGUGUUUUACGGCCGUGGAUUUGAUGCAAGGGGAGAAAACAACAGCGGAGGAGCUUCGCCCAUGGCCCGUGCUUGGUAAUUUCAGCUGAGAUGUGAAGCGACAGAAGCCUAAGCCUAAAAAAAAAAACCCAACCAUAAAGCAAAACAAAAGAAAAAAAAACAAAUGGGGAAAACAAAAAGACAAAGUGUUCACCAUAGUUGGUCUGUUGUAACCUGCUUAGAUCAGGUUAUCCAGGUACCACCUUAUCUGGAAAUGCAGUUGUGCUUUCAUUUCUUCUUGAAUUCAUACACGAGUAUGAUACUUUUACACUGUUCUUAGCUCAAUGAGCAUGUUUAGACCUUAACAUAAGCUAUUUUUCUAAAUAUAAAGGUUUAAUUGAACAAGAGAGCAUUCUCAUUGGAUCUUUAGCAUUGUAGUGCUUUCGAAAUACACACACACACACAAAAAAAAAAGGACUCCUUAAAAAACCCUGAGAUUUAUUAAAGAAAAAAAUGUAUUUUAUGUUAUAUAUAAAUAUAUUAUUACUUGUAAAUAUAAAGACUUUUAUAAGCAUCAUUAUUUAUGUAUUGUGCAAUGUGUAUAAACGAGAAAAAAUAAGAAAGAUGCACUUUGCUUUAAUAUAAAUGCAAAUAACAAAUGCCAAAUUAAAAAAAAAAAAAAAAGAACACGAGAUUGGUGUUUUUUCUAUGGGUGUUAUCAUCCAGCUGAAUGUUGUUUUUUUUUUCUAAAGGAGUUUAUGUUCUGUUAAAAAAUAAAAAUGUACACUUGA
Pseudopipra pipra is the source of this 3558-nucleotide messenger RNA. It is a transcript of the gene SMAD7, whose product is annotated as SMAD family member 7. Gene Ontology annotation, cellular component: heteromeric SMAD protein complex. The record is from RefSeq and is a predicted model, not a curated record. The coding region runs from base 1035 to 2213 and encodes 392 amino acids. The transcript is spliced from 5 exons. Gene Ontology annotation, molecular function: transcription regulator inhibitor activity; I-SMAD binding. NCBI's taxonomy places the organism in Eukaryota, Metazoa, Chordata, Aves, Passeriformes, Pipridae. Gene Ontology annotation, biological process: SMAD protein signal transduction; anatomical structure morphogenesis; regulation of transcription by RNA polymerase II.